Osmia bicornis bicornis is the source of this 7482-nucleotide messenger RNA. RefSeq names its product condensin complex subunit 1-like. The coding region runs from base 2818 to 7095 and encodes 1425 amino acids. Gene Ontology annotation, cellular component: nucleus; condensed chromosome, centromeric region. Gene Ontology annotation, biological process: mitotic cell cycle; mitotic chromosome condensation; meiotic chromosome condensation. The record is from RefSeq and is a predicted model, not a curated record. The transcript is spliced from 21 exons. Lineage: Eukaryota; Metazoa; Arthropoda; Insecta; Hymenoptera; Megachilidae. Gene Ontology annotation, molecular function: histone binding.
UUCAGGCGUCGAUAACCUAUCAAAUCAUUAUUGGCAGCAUCGUAUAUUCGGGUAUUUUUAAUUUUUUUAUUCAUACAUACAGACGCACACGCACCCUUCCAUACAAAUGCACAUUCAUUCCUUUAAAACUAACCUUUAAAACUAACCUUUAAAACUAAUCAUUAAAACUAACUAUACAAACUAUAUAUAUACAAUUAUUUACAAACAGUUUUUACAUAUGUUUUUACUGCACGAUAUAUGGUGUCUGUGUACUGUCAUGGUGGAAAUGUAUUGUAUCGGUUGGUAAGAAUGUAAUUGUGUGGGUGGUACAAUGUAUGGUGCAUGUUGUGUGACUGGUGGUGUGUACGGUGCAGGUUGUGUGGGCGGUGGAGUGUUCAGUGAGGGUUGUGUGAGUGGUGGAGUGUUCGAUGCGGGUUGCGUGGACUGUACAACGUAUGUUGCCGCGCUUGCGAUCUGUUUGUAUUUAUUUAAAAUGCUAUAUUAUUUAAAAUGAAUUGGUCAUACGCGUCCCAAUCGUCCUCCCUGGACUCGGAUGCGUGUAGCAUUUCUGCUAUUUGCUGUAUCUGGUUCACUGCUCCAGUCAGUUGUUCUACUUUUCUCCUUUUCCCGGGAUUUGAAGUUCCGGCAAAAGACGGCGCGGAUUUCAUCGACGGCGUUUCCUCCGCCGAAGUCCGGAUCUUCGCUGUCGGAAGUAGGCAGGCCGGUACACCAUCGCGAUGGUGCCGCAUUUGGAUAUGUCUGAAAGAGCGCGAGAACAUUAACACUUUUGCACACGAGUAGAGCACAUAAGAACAAAAUGUACCAGUGUGCUCUGCGAUUCUCUUCUCUUUUGCGUGGGUCUCAUGAAUUGAUCCAUGAUGUGCACCCACAGCAGCCGUUGUGUAUAUACUUCUUUGGCCCCCGCGCCUGACCUCAUGGAGGCCUCCACCUUCCUCUCGUUCUGGUACUGUGUACGGAGUAUUUUUAUUUUGUGCUUAGCUUCUGUAGGCCUCAGGCCAUCCUUCUCCAUCUCACGGAUCAAUACUUCGAUUGCCCCCGACCGCAUUUGUAUAUUUCGAUACGAGGACGAUGUAAUGUCCCACAGGCAGUCGUGCUGCCUGUACAGCUCGACGAACUUCACCGUUUCGUUUUCACUCCACUUCAUUGUCGUUUAACAGUCACUGCUAAUAGUAAACUGCUCCCACGAAUCGUUUCUGUUUAAAUAGCAAUUUUUUCGAAGUACCUGCAUCAGGGCGCGUUGUAGUGGGGUAAAGGAGACAAGUAAUGUACUGGGGUUGCCGAAAAAUGAGAAAAGAUCAGAAUAAUUAAUAUUUCGGCACAUAAUAUAUCCCCUAAUAUAUCCAUUUUCGGUCCUUUUGUGAGAAAAUUGGUUUUAUUUCUCACUUCUUGUUCUGUCGCGACCCCACGUGCGACCGAAGAAAUGAAUAGAACGAACGAAUAGGACUUGAGGCAUUCCGCGCAUAGGUAAGAACUCUUACCAUGCAAUGAGCACCAAAGCAAUUUCUUGUAUCUUUAAUAGUUUAGGAAAUAAUGGACUGUUUCCAGUUACGCGAGGCACACUGUAUAAUAGACAGGUAUUUCACAAAUGGUUCGUUUAUUAAAAUUUUUUUUUAAAUUUUCUCUUAAGGGGGGCAAUACAAUUGGAAGCCAUAAAUUUGCAAGCUUUUGCGGAAAUUUUUUGAACACAAAGAAAUAGUCGUACAUUUUUGAAACUUUGGCAUUUAUUAAUACCUAUAUUAAGGUACAAAAUCAUAUUUUUUUUAAUCUAUAAUUUUUCAAAAUGGUGGUUUUAUUAAUACGAUAGUCCAACAGGUCCGCGCGGGAGGUGGAAAUCGGGGUGACGUGUAGCGCCCGUUAUAUCCUUCUCAAACAUUGGAAACAGAAAGAACUUAUUACUCAUACCCAUAGUUUCUAAUUGUACCUAAAUACAAAUUGAAAAGUUGAGAAUUGGAAGAUUUAUAUGCGUUUGGAAAAAAUAGUAAAUUUUUACAGGUUUUCUUGUGUACUUUUUUUAUAUUUUUGCAAUAACAAAGUACUUUUUACAAAAACAAUUAGGUUUAGCGACAAGGUAACAGUGUUAUGAAGCUGUGAUAAAAAUUUCAGAAAGAUCGGUUAAAUAAUUUUUGAGUUACAGUUCCCGCCAAUUUAAAAAAUCAUGUUUCGAGAAAAACGCGUUUAAAGUUUUGCUUGGCCUCAGCAAUGCUCAAGAGGCGUGUCACGCUCGGAGGCUAUAGCUUCAAAAAUACUUCGAAUUUCUUUUUCAAAUUUUGGGAUGAUAUUCUUGACAUAUUGAACUAACAAUUUAUGAAAAAAAAAAAUGUGCAUUUUUUGAAAGUUCUAAUUGUAUUGCCCCCCUUAAUAAUUCAAAAAUGAAGCUUUAAACAACAUUUUCCCAUAGGAAAAUGUUUAGCAUCACCCCAGCUAUCACCCCCUUAAACAACUUACACUCUUUCUGGGACAUCCUGUAUAUAUAUCACAAACCAAUUCCACCAACAUUACAGAUGUAUAUAUGUACAAAUAAAAUUAUAUAAAUACUAGAGAAUUAUCGUACAAAAUUGAACAAUGGAAAAAUAAUAACAGUUUCUGUAUAAGAAUUUAUAAUACAUUUAAUAUUUCUUAUAUUUUCCCUCCGGCUCCGGUUAGUGUCUGACGUGCCGUUUUGAGUCACGUUGGUUACAAUGAAUUUGAAUACGAGUGACCUAACAGUCUAUAUUGUGUACGCAACACGAGAUAGUAAAAAUUAUUGCAAUUUUUAGAAUACACAGCGAGUAUUAUAUGUAUAUUAAGAAUACACAGUACUGAUAUAAAUAGUCAAAAAUGAUCAAGGAUUUUGUUAUCCCCAUAAACAAAGAUGAGCUCUUGCAAAGGAAUAUUGAAAAAUAUAAUGUUAAACAAAUUGUUCCAAUAAGUGUAAUUCCGCAAGCUCUCAAUGAAGCAAGAACAGCGCUUCAAACUAGUGGAAUUUGUUUUAUUAUUGAACACUUUGAUACAUUUUUUUCUAUAAUUUUGCAGGUAAAUAAAAUUGUAUUGCCAAUUGUUAUGCAUGGUUUUAGUAGAAUUCAUAAAGCAUUAGAAAUAUUGAUUGUUGACAUGGAAAGUAUAUUAGAGAACCAGACUAAAUUAAGCGAAGAAGAGAGAUUAAAAUAUCUAAAUGUGACUAAAAUGCUUGCAUAUUUAUUUUCAUUGUUUGUUUGCUAUAUAAAUGAUAAAAUUCUUAAAGAUGGAAGUGAUAAACUUAGUGGAAAGCGUAAGAAAGGUACUAGAUCUGAUAUGGAAGAAGAAUGGGAAUAUACUAGAGAGAAAGCAUUAGAAUAUGUUUAUAGAUUAUUACAAUUACCUUUACACAAACUUUGGCAACCGCCUAUUGUUGAAGACUCAUUCACAGAAAUACUCACUAAAGUGUGUUAUAAAAUGAUAGAACAGUGUACACAUUCCAAACAAAAACAUCUAAGACAAACUAUUUUUGAGAUUUUAGGUACUUCGGUUAAGAGAUAUCAUCAUGGAAUAAGCUGUGUAGUAAGAAUGGUUCAGUUGGUGAAAUUACGUGAUGUGUUACCAUCACAUAUAGGAAUUGGAGUGGUGCAUAUGAUUGAUGAAUGUGGUUGUAAUGGUUUAUUAAGGGAAAUAAUAAAAGAAAUUGAUCAAAGCGAACCAUCCGAAAGUGACUGUCGUAAUAUUUCAGCAUUUCUUGAAACCAUUGCCACUGCUAAACCAAAUCUUAUAAUUCCUAUUCUUGAUGAUAUAGUAGAUUAUCUGUCUAGUGAACAUUACACUAUGAGAAUUUGCAUUAUUAACAUCUUCGGAGUAAUUGUAGAAAAAAUAUUAACCGGAGAUGAGCUUACCCAAGAACAGAAAAAGCAGCGUGAUGAAUGCCUUAAUAUUUUAGAAGAACAUAUUCUAGAUGUUAAUGCUUAUGUAAGGUCAAAGGUUUUACAAAUUUGGCAACAUUUAUGUUGUGAAGGUGCAAUUCCUUUAACAAAGCAAGGAAAGCUUUUAGCUGCUGUGGCAUUACGAUUAGAAGAUAAAAGUAUAACUGUACGAAAACAAGCUUUGCAGCUGAUACGUGCGUUAGUUCAAGGCAACCCAUUUGCAGCUAAAUUAAAUAAAGUAGAGAUUUCUAAAUCGUUAGAGAAGGAAGAAAUAACGCUAAGAAAGCUACAAGCUGAAACUGUUAGUAAAAGUACUCGUGGUGAUAGUCAGAGAUUAGAAUUAUGGAAUGCUUUGCUUCCGAAAAUAAGAGAAGCAUUAAAAGAAGUUAUUAAUCGCACGAAAGAGAGGAGCAACAGACGAGAUCUAGAGGAUGAAGAUGAAGAAAAUAUUGAUAUUGACCCUAAUACAGCGUUUGAACACGUCAGACAAUUAAUGUUAAAAGAAAAAAUUCUGGAAGCAGUAAAAUGUUUGUGGAAGGUUUGUAUUAAAUUGAAGGAAAGUCCAGAAAUUGAAAAUUUUUCUGCCGAAGCAAAAGAAGAAUGUCUGUUUUUACUUUUAUUGAAAACAUUUAUGGAAUCAGAAAAUGGUCCAAACAAUGUACAAGAAAAUGCUGAUAACAGAGAAUCAUUAGAUAAAGAUAAAGAAAAUAUAGUAGGAGCAAAACGCGUUGUAAAUUAUUUAAAGCAUUGCUUAGAAUUUGCCACUGAACUAGAAAUUGCUAUACCUAUGGCAGAAAAAUUACUUUUUUCUGAAACGGCAAGCGAUGCUGUUGAAGCAUGUACUUUGCUUGGAACUGCUUAUCAAUUUGGUGUAGUGGGAGCAACAACCGCUAUAUGCGAUGCUCUGUAUCAAGUAUUUCACCGUGAUCCAUCGGUACGCAAUAAUAUUGCAGAGGUGUAUAAAAGUAUUUACUUAGUUAAUAAUGAAAGUCAAAAAUCAGAGCGACAUAAUGCUCUAACCUGUGUUAAAGCAUUGGUUGAAUUGUUAAAAUCACUUCAACCAAAUCAAAGUCCAGCUUUAACUCAGCUAAUUUUAACGUGGUACAAUAAUAAUGAUAUAAAUAGUGAAGUACUACAGGUAUUGUGGGAAAAGUUUUCAAUGAAGUCCUCAGACACAAAUUCAUUAGAUAGUAGGACAGCAUUGAUGUUAAUAACAAUGAUUGCCCAGGCUGAAAGCAAUAUUAUAACAGGAAAUUUGAAAGUAUUGAUAAAAGUAGGAUUAGGACCACGAGCAAAAACUGAUCUGUUAUUAGCCAGAGAUACCUGUCGAGCAUUGUUAAAAAUAAAACACAAAACUGAUGAUAUUGAAAAUCCUCCUGUCAGGUAUUCAAAUGACCAUGAAAUAUUUACAAAAAUUCUUAUUCUACUGACAGAAAAUUUUACUAAUAUGGAAGAAGACGCAUAUGUUUCAUUUGCGACAGAUGCAAUUAGUACCAUUUACCAUUUAGCUGAUCAACCGGAGUAUUUAAUAAAGAAAUUAUUGUUAGAAGUGUAUAAACGAGGACAAUUUGAUAUUGGUUUGCCUGUUCCAUUUUUUCUGUUAUCUAAACUGUUAUAUCUAGUCGGGCACGUUGCAAUUAGAGAAAUGGUACAUUUAGACAUAUCAGUUUACAGGGAAUUAAAACGAAGAGAUGUUAUACGACAAUUACGAAAAGAAAAGAAUUCAAAUAAAAAAGAAAAAGAAUUUGAUAGAUCUGUGAACUCCACUUCAACGAGCACCCCAAGCAGUGCAAGACAAAUGAUUCGGAGUAAAGAGACAACUAUCACCGAAGAUAAUGGAGAAGAAGCUGUUGAAGGCGCGGUAGAAGAUACGGAUGCAGAAUUUAUAAAUGAUGUUCUUGAAAAUCAUGUUGUGACCGGUGAUGGAUUUUUAUCAAAAUUUGUGCCAUUAGUAUUAGAUGUGUGUCGAUAUCCUGAUAAACAUAAUAGUGAAGAUCUACAAGCCGCUGGUGCCCUUGCCCUUAGCAAAAUGAUGCUAGUAAGUUCCAUUUUUUGCGAAGAGUCAUUACAAAUGUUAAUUACGAUCUUAGAACGUUCACCCUACCCUAAUAUUCGGGCUAAUGUUCUUAUUGGAAUAAGUGAUCUAACAACUAGAUUUCCAAAUCAAAUUUUACCAUGGAUGAAACACGUUUACGGCAGACUUCGGGAUGAAAAUAUAACCGUACGAAGAUCGUGUUUUCGAGUUUUAUCAAGUCUUAUACUGAGAGAAAUGUUGCGUGUGAGAGGUCAAAUAUCAGAAUUAGCUGUGUGCAUUGUUGACCAUGAUGAACAACUCCGAAACGAUGCGAGACAAUUUUUCAAAGUACUUUCACAAAAAGGCAACACAUUGUACAACGUAAUGCCUGAUAUAUUAUCUCAUUUAACCGACCCUGAAUUAAAUUUGAAUGAAGCUGAUUUUCACGAAAUUUUAAAGAUCAUUUUGAAUUUACUACAAAAGGAAAAACAUGUUGAUUCUAUAAUUGAUAAGAUUUGUGCUAGGUUUAAACUAGCCACUACAGAAAGACAGUGGCGUGACUUUGCAUAUUGUCUUUCACUUUUACAGUUUAGUGCAAAAAGUUUACGUCGUCUUAUUGAAAGUUUACCUCUACUAAAGGAAAAGAUUCAUCACAAUCAAGUUUCAAAAGCAUUGCAAUCCAUUAUAGAGCAAACAAAGCAAAAACCAAAUACAAAAGCGAUUUCCGUCGAACUGGAAGAAAAGAUGAAGGAACUUUUACAAAAAACAGAGAAUUCAACACAGAAUGAUAACGAAAUGAUGCCACCACCACAGUUGAUACCGAAAGCAAGAAAGCGUGGUCGACGAGCUGCUUCAAAACGUAAAAGUAGGGGUGCAAGAGAAGAUGAUGAAGAAGAAGAAAAUGAUGAUGACGAUGACGAUGAUGGUGAUGAUGAAAUGGAUAACGAUUUAAGUAUAUCUACAACAAGUAAGAAAAAAGAAAAAUCGCAUGAACUUCAAUCAAGUUUUGGUUCUGAUGAAUCAAUCGAAUUUCAAAGACGAUCUACUGUAAAUCCAUCUACAUCAAGUGUAAGAAGAUCAAUCCGAAACAAGGGUAUCGAUUUAGCACCGCCGCUUCCGAAGAAAACUAAACAGGCUGUAACACCAGUAUGUUUUCCAAAAAGAUCCUCAGCGCGGUUAUCGCACUCACGAAACAAGGAAUCAAAUUUUUAAAUAUAUACUUAUAUAUACAUAUUUGCAUAACUAAUAUACAAUUUUUUAUUUUUUUAAAAAUCAUACUAAGGCUUAAAAGGAAAGUAAGUGACAAAUAUACAUGCAAAUCGAUUUUUUAAUUAUUUUAAUAAAAAUAAUGAUAAAAUACCUUUUGCAGUGUACCUAUUAACUGUAUCAAAUGGUAAAAAGUAAUUUCGUGUAUUUUAUGUAUAUUUGGAUGUUUCAAAGAGUUUAUAUCUACAGAGUCUUUCGUUACCAAUUAUUUAACAGGACCAUGGAAAAAUUUUAUAAAUGUUCAAGUAAAUAUCGAGUUUUUUAUAUAUAAUAGUUAUAUGUAAUUACAGAAACUGUUAAUUCUAAAAAUAAAUUUAUUUAUUUAAAAAUAAA